AUAAAAAUCUCAUCCAUGGAGCACCGUAAACACCUGCGAAUUUCGCUGAUGAAAAAACAUUAAUUGAUUUGCUACGAUGCCACGUCGAAUGAGCCAUCCAUUUCACUGAUUCGAUGUACUGUAAAAGAACAAAGCAAUAAGGACAAAAAUGAGCCAUAUAUUUACUGUUUUUCUCUUUGGGCAAUAUUGAUGUUUUGAGAAAAUUUGUAUUAAUUUUGGCGAGGGGUGCCGUCCUAAAAAUUUAGAAAGGGGGCUGUGCUGUAGGCGAGUUUAAAAGACCACACCCUUACCACACCCAAUAUACUUAAGACGCUCUGUUGGGUGUAGAAGACAUUCAAACUAUUCGAUGACACAAAAAGACUAUAAGAAAUUGCUCAUUGAUGAGGAAUUUUUUAGGGUUGCCAACACAGAACUCGCCCAACCAGAUACGAACUCGCUUAUUAAGGGGGGCUAAGCCCCCCAAAAAUCUUUCUGAAUUUUAACAAGGGGGGCGAGCCCCCCUCUUCCCUCCACGGGAACAGUGCUUUCGGCAUCAAAAAGUCUGCCACUACCUCUCACCAAUAUCAGCCAAACCUAUAACGGCUUGAUCUUCCAAUCAGUUUUACAAUCAUUGUUAUCAUUCUUCCUCAGCGCAGCUUUGGUCUCCACUUUCAGCUUCCAUCUUGCAAAUUCCUACAGUGCCAAGUCACCUAUCGACGGUCUCUGAAGCACUCGAAACAUGAUAAAAUCAAACAUCUUUGGCGAAACACUUGAUAUGGAAAGAAUAUCCAGCAUGAUCAUUACAUGAACAAGAAGGUAGUUUUGAAAGAAAUUAGAAGCCAGCACGAAGACAAACUAAAAAAACCAGCUCGCAAGCCAAGGAAUUAUAAUUUCCUUUCUAAUAAAGAAUUCUCAAAAAAGAAUUUUUGCACUGAAUUGUGUCCGAAAGGAAGUUUUUGCUAAAUUUUAUAGAAACUUGUUGGCAAAUGCUUCGACGGUCUAAAAUGAGCGGGAAAGCUGAGGGCUUGGCAAAGCGAAUGGAGGAUUGUUCUCCGCUGAGCAUCUAUGUCCACUGCCUUGCUUGGCCACUAGUUGAAUCUUGCAGAUAGAGAGUCAAUGAGAAAUGGACUUGGUGUUGUUCAAGGUCUCUACAAUUUCAUUGAGGCCAGCACCAAAAGACAUGUAAUUUCAAGAGAAAAUACAUGAACCGUCAUAUAGCUAAUAGGAACAAAGCGCAACACACUGGGAAUGCCAGAGGCAGUGGACAGGACACUUACUUUCUUUGCAAAGAUAAAGACCCCGUAACCUAUCUAGAAAGCAAAGCUCUGUUCAAUUGUUUCUACAAUAAAAUGGAUAAAGUUUUGGAAGAAAUCUAUGUGCGAUUUAAUAAUAGUGACUAUCGCAUUUUAUGUGUUUUGGUGUAACGGAGGCAUCUGGGGCCCUAAGCUACGAGACUUCUAUUCACGGACAACAAGAAGAUCACAUUAAAUGGUGUAGGGCAUGCCAAACACAAUAUAAAAAGACAAAAAUGAGAAUUAAUUUCUCGUUAGUUAGGGAGAACUGAGCUUUAGAGCUUCAGUUGAGGAACUUUCAAAGUUUUCAAAGGUUAUUUGAACUUGAGCAAAGCUUUGAAGAUAUGGACGUAAAAGUACCUUGGGUCCCUUUUGGUCUGGGGCCCUUGGAUGUUUUCAACCACUGUGUCACGACACACUAGUGUGCCUUGAGGUACUGCCUAGGGUGCCGUGGAAAAUUCUCUAAUUUCACAUGAGUGGUCUAUAAAGUCGAAAAAAAAUUACAACUAUCCGCAAAUAAUGUGCCGUGGAUAGAAAAGAUGUUGAAAAACGCUGAAUCAAGGUGCCCUAAACUGUGUUACGCCACUGGCCCGUGAUAAGGGAAUGCAAGCGUGAAUGCUAACCCUUCGACAGAAAUCAUCAUUAAGGUUUGCUCCUUCUACAAAAUGAUUAUGAGUUUCUGACCUCCUAAAAAUGGAACACAAACUGUUCAAUAAUCACAAGAAUAGGCAGGUAAGCAAAAAGUGUGUGAAUUACUGAAAAUGAUGCAAAUCAUGUUCACAAAAAGAUAUCGAUAAAAUAAUCGAUAUAUUUGGCAGCUUUCGUGGAAGAAAUUCGCUUUUUUGAAGAAAAAUGUGUGAAGUUUUAAAAAUGCUUAUUAGUUAACAUUAUUUCAAUUACGUUGCAUUUUAAUGAUUUCUUGACUAAUAUUAGAAACUCACAUGUGUUAAAGUACACUCCUUAAAAUUUUGGGUGUUAUUAGUAUUCGGGCAAAAAAAAUUCAGCCCCCCCCCCUUCCUGAAAUCACCCCGUACGCCUAUGGGUCUAAGAACAGCUGAAGAUGUGUCAAAAUGACAAUGAUUCUGUUACAGUAAUUGUGGAAAACUGUUACUUGCUUACUUGCAUCCAUCAUAGUCUAUUGACUAUGCAUCCAUGUUGCUAAUGCUACUGUUCAGGAAAGAUAGCUCUUUUGAUGAAAAUUUAAAUUUUUCUGACGAAAGUAGACGGCCCAUAGAACAGAGCACAGGCACUUGCCUUAAUGUCUUUUGCAAAUUGUUCAGCAAUUUAUUACUGUUUUUCAUUCAUUCUAAGAUAUUUGCAUCCAUGUUGCUAAUCUACUGUUCAGGAAAGAUAGCUCUUUUGAUGAAAAUUUAAAUUCUUAUGACGAAAGUGGACGGCCCACAGAACAGAGCACAUGCAUUUGCCAUAAUGUCUUUCACAAGCUGUUCAACUUUCUUACUGUUUUUCAUCCAGGCUAUUUGCAUCCAUCAUAGUCUAUUGAUUAUGCAUCCAUGUUGCUAAUCUACUGUUCAGGAAAGAUAGCUCUUUUGAUGAAAAUUUAAAUUCUUAUGACGAAAGUGGACGGCCCACAGAACAGAGCACAUGCAUUUGCCUUAAUGUCUUUUGCAAGCUGUUCAACUUUCUUACUGUUUUUCAUCCAGGCUAUUUGCAUCCAUCAUAGUCUAUUGAUUAUGCAUCCAUGUUGCUAAUCUACUGUUCAGGAAAGAUAGCUCUUUUGAUGAAAAUUUAAAUUCUUAUGACGAAAGUGGACGGCCCACAGAACAGAGCACAUGCAUUUGCCUUAAUGUCUUUUGCAAGCUGUUCAACUUUCUUACUGUUUUUCAUCCCAGGCUAUUUGUAUCCAUGUUGCUAAUGCUACUUAUUCAGGAAAUCUGACACUGUUGAUGUAAAAAUCAAAAUUCUUAUGGCGAAAGAGGAUGGCCCACACAAUAGAACACGUGCAUUUUUCCUAAUCUCUACUAAAAGGUGUUCGAAGACUUUUCGUUGUUUGUCAUUCAAGAGGGCCGAGCUAUGCCAUCUGCAUCCAUGUUGCUUACUGUACAGGAAUGAUAGCUCUGUUGAUGAAUAUUAAACAUUCUUUUGACGAAUGUAGAAGAUGGCCCACACACACACAGAAAACGUGUGCCCUAAUGCUUUAUGCAAGGUGUUCAACAACUCUUCGUUGUUUUUUCAUUUCAGGCUAUUGUCACCCCUGAAUCCACGAUGUAGAAAACCUGUCGUAUAAAUCUACUACUUUGCUUAUGCUGCUGUUCAGUAAAAAUAACUCUGUUUUUAGUUGUAUGUGAUAAUUAACUUUUGCAACUUGGUUGUUUGAAUAAAAUGUGGUGUGACCCUGGUUGCGAGUUAAAGGACCUAAACAGGCGCGGAUCCAGACUAUUGCUAGUGACGCAGCCGCAUCAGUCAGAUUUCCAAAGAAUUUGUAAGAUAUAGGGCAGUAUUUUCGAAGUAUCGAUGCUGCAGUCAACAUCUUCUGAAUUUUCAUGACUCAUUAUUCGAUUACUAUUUUGCUUAUUACCCCCACCCCCAAUGAGCCUCUUUUCCCUAGAUUUAAUUUCUAUCGUCGUAUCGUGGCCCCAUUAGUCUUAGCCAACCUCAAUGGUUUUAGCUAAGUAUCUUUCAGAAUUGUUUAGACAAAAUUGGCGGGAACAUAAAGACAACUUAAAUUAAUGUUGCGAGCCAAUUGCAUAGCUUGAAUCAAACGUUGCAAACCAAUCCUCUUGCUCCCCAAAACAAUCGAGCUUCGUCAGAAGUGUUGCAAACCAAUCAAAUGAUGAAGCAAAUGUUGCGAGCCAAUAGAUUCACAGAAAGGCACAAGGAGGCUGUAAAACGUCAAGGCUACCUGGUUACCACGAGGAAUCAAGAUGGCCGUCUCACUUCUUGAUGCUCUGAGUGAAUGCCUCUUAAGCAAUAACCUUUCUGCAGACGAUAAAUUAAUAAAAACAAACAAAAUAAAGGAUGAAUGCAUUUUGGCAAUAUCUUCGCGGUUCAGUGAUGGAAAGGCUAGUUUUUCGGGUGAAUUCUGCGAAUUUUCAAGAUUGCAGUUUCCAGCGAGCCAGCAAGAUCGAGCAGGGGAAUUGAAACCUGUCAGAACUACUGGAAAUGGCAGCUGUCUUUUCAAUGCAUCCUCCAUAGCACUCAUCGGUAAUGAGUCAUUGUCAGUCUAUCUUCGUUGCUUGACAAGUAUUGAGAUGUUUCAGAGUUCUUCUUUUUAUGCCUAUCAUCCUAUUUUUCGUGGUAUUAAUCUUAAUGGCAAAGAGAGAAGAGAAGACUCCAUUUUCACCAACACUUUAUCUGAUGUUGGUUUCAAGUCUUAUCACAAUGGUGAUAGAAAUGCAGCUGUUUUGGCAGAGUCAAUUAAUGUUGCCAAAAACUUUUCUUAUUCAUCAUUGCUGUGUAUGACUGCUUUGUCCACGGCUAUUGGGGUGCAUAUUGAGUCUUAUUUUCCCACUAAAACAGACACUUUUACUGAUGUAUAUGAAGUACUUCAUAACAGAAUACUGAGCCCUCGGCCUGGAAGUGUUACUGCAAAUUGUGACAGCAAAAUUCAUAUUUUUCAUUGUGCAUCCAUGCCCCCAGAUUACCUAAAGACAAUGAAGGUUCCAGAAAAGAAAGACCAUUUUGUUCCUUUGAUGCCUCCCAAUUAUAGGUCCACAGAAUUUAAAGCACCUCCCCUUUUUUCAAUAAACCUAAUGCAAAGAGCUGUCAGCAGCAGUCAUGUAACAAAAUCUAAGUCUGGUAUAAGAUCUAGUGGUCCAGGCACCAAGAGGAAAGCAACAAUUUUGGACCACUUUUCAGCAAAGGCAGCUAAGUCUGAAAACUUUCCAUGUCACAAAGAUAGUGGCAAUUCACCAUCAUGCUCAACUUCUUUGACCUGCAAUGUUGAUUUGGUUCCAGAAGAUUCUUCAGAUUCUCAUUCUAUUUCAGAAUUGCAAUAUGACAUUGGACAACAUUAUUUGAAUGUGCAAAGCCUUAGUGAAAUAUAAUAUUAUAGAAAUAUAAUUUGCUUCUGAACUGUUCAAAACUUUGCUCUGAUUUUCAGUGUCCUUUGAACACUUAUGGUCGUAAGUUUUUGCACAGCUGGUUGAUAGACUUCCCCUGGUUGUCAUACUCUAAAAGUUUGGAUGGUGCUUUCUGCAUUUAUUGUGUUUUGUUUGCUCCAAUGGAAAAUAGCAACAAUUCUUCAAAGUUGGUUAAUUUGUGGAAAUCCCCUUUCACGAAUUGGUCCAAUGGGCCAAAUAGGUUUCGUGCACACUGCGAAAAAUCACCUCUGCAUCGGACUGCCACUGUCAUGACUUCUCAUUUCAGGCAGUGUAUGGAGCAAAAGUCGAAGCCUAUUGAUAGGCAAUUGAAUAAUAUGGUUGAUGACCAAGUAAACCUCAACAGGGGAAGGUUAGAACCAAUCGUGGGAGGAGUCAUAUAUUUCGGAAAACAAAAUGUUUCUUUAAGAGGUCAUAGAGAUGACUCCCAGCAUUAUGAUCAAGAGGAUAUUAAUCCUGGCAACUUGCAAGAACUUUUAAAAUACUUGGUUCGCUAUGGCAAAAAUUCUCUUUUUGAGGAUCACAUGCUCAAUGCUCCUAAAUCAGCCACUUACCGUUCCAAAACCAUUCAAAAUGAGCUCAUUUCUAUUUGCGAAGGCUAUAUUCUAGAGAAAUUGACAGACGAAAUUAAGGCUUCCAGAUACUUCUCUGUAUUGGCAGACGAGGCUACAGACACAAGUAACCGGGAACAAAUGGCUCUUGUAAUACGGUUUGUUGACAGUAAGUCUGAGAUUCGUGAGGUUUUUGUCGGUUUUUUUGAAUGCAACGAAGGAAUUUCUGGAGAAGCCAUUUCGAAGAAAAUUCUUGAAGGUGUUGAAAAACUGUCCCUAGAUAUGCGAUUUUGUCGGGGGCAGGGGUACGAUGGGGCCGGCAAUAUGGCAGGCAAAUGUUCUGGGGCAGCUGCCAGAAUUCAACGCAUGUAUCCGGAAGCACCAUAUGUUCAUUGUGGUGCCCAUAUUUUAAAUCUCUGUGUGGCUAAGGCAUGUUCCAUUCAGGUUGUUAGCAAUAUGAUGGGACAAGUUCGUGUAGUAUCGGAGUUUUUUAACAACAGCCCGAAGCGUUUUUCUCAUUUGGAGGGUAAAAUAAAGGAGUUGUCCCCAACUGCUCGACACACUCACCUAAUUGAUGUGUGUAGAACAAGAUGGUUAGCACGAAUCGACGGUCUAGAUAUAUUUCACGAAAUUUUUAUGGCGAUUGUUCUUUGUUUGGAGGCCAUGAGUUUCAACGACAAUAGUUCUUGGAAUGCUGAUACAGUACGCGACGCCGGCAGUCUUUUCCUUUCAAUUACUUCAUUUCAAUUCGUUAUUUGUCUGGUCGUCGUCUCUCGCUGCUUAGAGGUUACUAGGCCUCUAACUAAGCAGCUUCAAUCUAUUUCGUUGGAUGCUCUUGCGACCAAUUCCAAAGUAGCUCUGCUUAACGCUUCGUUGCAGCGUUUGAGAAAUGAGAAAAGUUUUUGUCACCAGCAGUGGUUUAGCGAAGCAGAAGAGUUAGCUCGCUCUGUUGGUGUUGAGCCUGCCCGACCUCGGACAGUUCCAAAACAGGCUAAUCGUGAGAAUGUACCAGCCGAGAGUGUUAGCCAAUACUACGAACGUAUUGUUACCCUUCCAUUUUUGGAUCACUUGAUCACACAAAUUCAAACCCGCUUUUCCAACAGGAAUUUGACCGCUUUAAACGGUUUUUAUGCAUUCCCAUCAAAAGU
Rhopilema esculentum is the source of this 7028-nucleotide messenger RNA. Lineage: Eukaryota; Metazoa; Cnidaria; Scyphozoa; Rhizostomeae; Rhizostomatidae. The record is from RefSeq and is a predicted model, not a curated record.